AUGUGGAGGCCAACCACCUGGUGGCGGGGGAGCGGUACGCGGGGCUGUUGGGUCUCGCGGGGGGUGGAGCGCUGGCGCAACUGCACACUGCCCGCGCUCGUGACGUACGCGCGCGGUGACGCGCACGCACUCGCUGUAGCCUUUGUACGCCACGCCGCCCGCCUACCCUACACGCUGUUGCUCUACAAUGUCGGCCUCAAACCAUAUUCGCUCUCUGUGGUGUCAAACUAUUGCAACUCGUCGAAGUGCGCCAUAAUAGACUUCGAUUUAAGCGUGUUCCCCUCUCAUGUCAGCGACGAGAGCAUCUACGCGUUUCGACCCCUCAUCAUACAGCACGCGCUGAGCCGCGUGGGCGGGGUGGUGUUCAGCGAGAGCGCGCAGCUGUGGGCGGGCACGCGCGCACAGCUGCACGCGCUGUGGCAGCGGGCGGCGGGCGGCGUUGGUAGCGGUGGCAGCGGCGUGUUGGCGUGGCCGCGCCGCGCCGCCGUCACCUCGCUCACGCACCCGCGCAUGUUCGCGUACCUGCGCGCCAGCCCCGACGACUUCCUCUUCGUGCAGAUGCUGGACGUGGAGCGGCUCAUCCUCGCAGCGCCCGCCGCCGACGAGAUCAUGCGCCCCUGGGUGCAGUGCGCACUCACGCUUGACUGCAUCAUGCCGAUCGGCGCGCAAUCCGUGGGAUGUCGGUUCGACAAGAAACCGCAGUACAGGUACUCGGGUUGCCACGCCCAGGACGCGUCGGCGCUGAGCAUAGUUCUAGGGCUGCGCUGGGGCUUCGACGAGGCGCGCUACGUGGAGCGAGCGCCGCUGUGGCGCCGCCAAACCGCUGAGGCCGCGCGCGAAGCUCUAGAUGAACUUCAGCGCAACAGUACUGAGGAGGAGCACCGCGCUGACGCGAUUGCAGACACGCCACGCCCUUGCCCGACACCAACACUAAAUGAUCACUAA
This is a messenger RNA of Parnassius apollo (apollo), 945 nucleotides long. Lineage: Eukaryota; Metazoa; Arthropoda; Insecta; Lepidoptera; Papilionidae. The record is from the annotation of a GenBank genome assembly.